Molecule: messenger RNA, 2807 nt
Organism: Polistes dominula (European paper wasp)
Lineage: Eukaryota; Metazoa; Arthropoda; Insecta; Hymenoptera; Vespidae
Product: F-box/LRR-repeat protein 3
Source: RefSeq, a predicted model, not a curated record
AAUCUUUCUACUAAAAAUUUCGAGAUAGCCACUGUCAUUAUUUUUAUAUUACUCGUUGGGAAUUUUCUAGAAUAAUUGUAUAAUUUGUAUAAUAAUAAUCAUUGGGAAUUCAUAAUUAUUUUGAAGAUAAUAUCAUAUUUGCGUUGUGUAUUUUCCGAUAGAUGAAGAAUUUCUUUGGUAGGCCGGGUGCACUUGGUCAAAGACACACGCAUUUUAAACGUCAACGGCACACGUGAUCACCGAGGCACGUGCACGCUGAGUCUACGACCCGUGGUAUACGUAUACAUAGGUGUUUAAAAAAGAGUUUCUGUGGAAGUUGUUAAAACCAUGCUGUAUAAAAGUGGCAUAAAAAAUACGUACACAUUUUCAAAUAUUUAUUGGAAUUCAACGAACGGUGAUAUUUCUUGGAUCAAUCAUUUUCAUUUAAUUACAAUUGCGGAAAAUCUUGUGGAUUCUGAAAACAAUCAAAAUUACAAGUGAUUCAAAUAUUUACGCUAGUUAAUAUUAUUUGCACGUUUAAUUCUUGUCAAACAUAUCUAAGUUUUAUGAUGUAUGCAUGUAUAUCUAUCUAUACAUAUACCGCGAAUUCCAUCCACUUCCUACCCAACUAUUCUUAAGUAUAGUUCUUAUUCCGAAUACCUGUUACUGAGGUCCCUACUAAAUCGCUUUUCAAACACGUGAGUCGAUACAGGUUCUGCGUAUCCGGGCCAGGGACGUUAGUUAGAAUGAUUUCUCUUACUAUUUUGUUUAGUUGUUAACAUUUCCUGGAAAGAUUUUAUUCAAAAUACAUAAUGUGUCGCAAUGUUGAUCUAUUACCUUAAAAUUUUUUAUGAAUUCGUAUCAUUCCAUUAUCUUAUAUUCUUUUUAUUAAUAAAUAAUAAUUUUUUGGUUCAAUAUUGUAAAGAAUGAUAAGUUUAAAAAUGUUUUAUUAAUAUAGUCCCAACCUUUAGAUAUAACACUCAUAAGUAUAUAUUUUAUUGGUUUGUUCACGUGAUUGAAUAUUUAAAGGAAAUAAAAUUUCAAAAAAAAUUAGCUAGAGGCAAAAACGAGCGUACACGUGAGCAUAAAAGAUAAGCACGUGAGUGCCCUACAAGAUUCUUACUUCUAGUAUACUUCUAACAUGAGUCCCUGACCCGUUUAGCAGUACUUUUACCGUAUGCAAGUACUACCUUCACUGAUUGUGCACGAGAACGAAUUUACUUGGCCUAUAGCUCGCUUCCUUUUGGAUACAUAUCCUCACGUGCAACGUUCCUUGCCAAUCUCCUCUCCUUUUGAUUUCCCCUCCUAAGUAAAAAAGGUAUCUCUCCUUUCGUUCCCCACCACCAUCACCACCACCUUUUCUUGACUUCAUCCCCCAACAAAUUGAGAUCAAUGGUUAACUUACACAAUAAUUACAUGCCUUUCCAAUCCUCUCCUUUCGCUUUUUCUCGGUGUUUGGUUUUUAGUCGGUAGUUGGUGAAAAGCCACCGUUCCUUGGCGACAACAAUCUUCCACUAGUCUUCCUUUUAGUAACUGAAGUUUCAAUCAUUUAUAAUUUGGAGAGAUAUAUUUUUCAUUACCAAAAGAAAUAUAUCAUUCAAUUGGAUAUAUCUUUUUAAAGAUGUUGGCAUUGAUAAGUACGUCGAAAUCGGCGUAUAUCGAUAGCGAAGGUUUCAACACCACGUCAACAUUAUCCAAUGAUAAAACUACAAUUGAACAAAAAAAGGAUCGUUCUCGAGGAAACGAAGACAACGCUUUAGCUAAGAGUCUUCAACUUUUGAGGAUCAGGGGUUCACCGAAUCUAUUGCCAGAAGAUAUAUUAAAAUUGGUCAAUCAUUGUCGAUGUCUUCGCGAAUUAUCCAUGUUUUAUUCUUUACUAAGCGACGAUUUAUUGAUUGCAUUGUGCACCGAGGAAGAAAUCAAUUUGGAAACUCUAAGAAUAGAAAUACAUUCCGAAACUACACCCCUUCCUGUUAUCAGUGAAAAAACGUGGACAACCUUCGCCGAUCGAUUUCCAAACACCCAUCUCAUUCUAUUAUCUUACAUAACUGACGAAGAAGAACAUAAAACCCUUUUUACGUCACGUAUACCUGUUACACAUUUGUACUUUGGAGAAGCACCAUCGGAAUUUGUAGCAUUAAGAAUUCACAAUUAUUGUCCAAGAUUGGUGGAAUUAGUUAUAUCUGCUUAUGGGCCUGGUUUAAUCGAUGAUGUUUUAAUUAACGUUGCUCGAGGAUGUCCUAGACUCAACUCCAUCGGUUUGGGUGACUGCGAAAUUAGUUGCAUAGGUCUUCUUAAAUUCGUAACCAUAUGCGCGGAACGUUUAAAAAUACUUUAUAUCCGUGAGACAUCUUUAAUCGAGGAUUUAGAAUUGGAUGUUUUGGAUGUAACAGCAAAAGUUUCUUCCCUUCUUGGAGAUACUUGGGUACCUGAGUAUAUACCAUUAUGGUGAAACAGGUAUUAUCUUAUUUAAUAAUGGGAAACUGUGAAUGAAUUGAAAUUUAAACAACGUUGAUUUUAAAAAACGUAACACGAUGUGAUAAAUGAUACGUAAACGUGAGAACUAUGAUACGUAUAAGUGAUAAUCAAAACCCAAGGAUAUAUGCAUUUUUGUACUUAUUUAACCGAUAAAUUAUUUAGAUUAUAGAUUAUUACGUAAUAUAAAUACAAUGUACAUAAUACACAUAUUUUAUGUUAGAAGUUGUUUUUUUUUUUGCAGUAUUUAUACAAACGAUAAAAAUGUCGAUUUAUUUAAGUCUUAUUUUUUGUAAGUUUUAUUUUAAACUAGAAGUGCCACAAUCAGUCCGAUACACACGUCUUUAAGUCAA